GGUCUUUCCUCUCCUCCUCUGCUGCAGGGGUCAUGCCCAGACCCCCUCAGUAAUAAUUCUGCCCUCCCGCGUCUGAAACUGCAGCUUUUACACCGCGUGUGGUUCGGAGUCAUGAUGGGCGGCAGGACGAGCGCUAUCGCGGCCGGAGUCGGCGCGGCGCUGUUUGUCGGUUACUGUAUUUACUUCGACAGGAAGCGACGGAGCGACCCGAACUUCAAGCGCAAGCUGAGAGAGAGAAGGAAGAAGCAGAAGGCAGCACAAGAAAAAGCUGGGCUAUCAAGGCUACCAGAUCUUAAGGAUGCUGAGGCUGUUCAGAAAUUCUUCCUCGAGGAGAUUCAGCUGGGAGAAGAACUCUUGGCACAGGGAGACUAUGAGAAAGGAGUAGACCACCUGACCAAUGCCAUCGCGGUGUGUGGUCAGCCUCAGCAGCUCCUACAAGUGCUGCAGCAGACUCUGCCUCCACCGGUCUUCCAGAUGCUCCUCACCAAACUGCCCACUAUCAGUCAGCGCAUCGUUAGCGCACAGAGCGUGAGUGAUGACGAUGUGGAGUAAGAAGAGGCCCUGUUAUUUAUGUGACGCUCCUCUGUGGAACCUUCUCACAGCUGUUUUACUCGUCCACCAUCAAAUCACUCUCCUGUUUCAUCCCAGUUUAUAUAGUGGCCACACAGAAUUUUUCUGAUAAACACUAAUUUGUCUGUAAAGGCUACACAAGCCUGUAAUUUGUUAACAUCUGUUAAAAAUAUUGGUGUCUUUUAAUGUCUGGCGACCUAUUGUUAACCUCUAGCUUGAUGCUGUCAGGUAACUAACAGUGAUUAGUGUUUUCAAAUGUGUAAAUGAAUGAGAGGCAUUGUCAUGUUUCCAGUUUUCCUUAUGACAAUAUAUUUGUGCUAAAAAUCAGCGAAUAUGCAACAAGCAAAUGCUGCACAUUGUUCCCAAUUCUUCCUUGGCCAUAGACAAAAUGUUUACAUUGUCAGAUCCAGUGAUUUUUCAGUUCCAUUCCUGGGGGGAUACAUGCACUGGACGUUCUAGACAUUUUCCCCUUUCUGACCAAGCUUGUGAAGGAGGUUAGUGGGUGCCUGAGGAGUUUAAUCAGACGUGUUGAGUAGAACACAAAUGCAGUGUGAACAGGACUGGGAUUGAGACUCACUAGGCUAAUCAGUUAUUCAGCAUCGAGUCAUUUAGUUGUAUGAAAGAACAGGUCAAGAAAGCAGGGGGUUAAACUACAGAGCUGAAUGUUUUAGAAAGUAGGCUGUUUAGUUUUGUACAAAGCCACAGUUGUAUGCAGAUGUUUGACUAAAUUAGGUCUUGUUGAUUUUCUAACACAUCCUGUACAGAGAACAUACUUAAAUAUGGCUUUAUUUGCUAAGUUAAUAUAUUGGAAGAAAAUAAAACCAUAACUUUUGCACAGAUUUUAUGCACCUGUUAAAUUCAGCAAAUUAACAGUAGUCUUGCAUUAAAACGUGCAGAAGUGUGUUUUCUGAAGAGGAUGUUAACUUAUUUUCACUUAGAAAAGCAGCAGUUUGUCAACUUCUGCAUAUGACUUUACUAUAAAGUCAAAACAUUAUGCAAAGUUCUUGCAUUACUGCAGUACUUGUUUAUAACCCAUGCAUUCAGCUUUGCAGUUGACCUCCUGAGUUCAUGGAAAAACAUUCAUCAAGUUAUUUUAAAAAUCAUGUAGAAUGUCUUACGUAUUACUCGUUUGCGGUACUUUUGAAGGUGCUUGAGUAUUGUUCUUGGUAAGCUGAUUUGUAAUGGAGAGUCUCCUUUUUUAAACUCAAAAUAAAAGAUGGAUGAAGCCGU
This is a messenger RNA of Pygocentrus nattereri (red-bellied piranha), 1800 nucleotides long. It is a transcript of the gene tomm20b, whose product is annotated as translocase of outer mitochondrial membrane 20b. Gene Ontology annotation, biological process: protein import into mitochondrial matrix; tRNA import into mitochondrion; protein targeting. Gene Ontology annotation, cellular component: mitochondrial outer membrane; mitochondrial outer membrane translocase complex. The record is from RefSeq and is a predicted model, not a curated record. The coding region runs from base 112 to 552 and encodes 146 amino acids. Gene Ontology annotation, molecular function: transmembrane protein transporter activity. NCBI's taxonomy places the organism in Eukaryota, Metazoa, Chordata, Actinopteri, Characiformes, Serrasalmidae. The transcript has 5 exons.